Erythranthe guttata (spotted monkey flower) is the source of this 1466-nucleotide messenger RNA. RefSeq names its product putative protein phosphatase 2C 10. The record is from RefSeq and is a predicted model, not a curated record. Gene Ontology annotation, biological process: protein dephosphorylation. Lineage: Eukaryota; Viridiplantae; Streptophyta; Magnoliopsida; Lamiales; Phrymaceae. Gene Ontology annotation, molecular function: protein serine/threonine phosphatase activity.
CCCAAAGUCCUGCCCCUCUUGGCUGCCAUUUUUCGCCCCCUGCGAAUCUAUCUCCCUUUUUAUUUUUUUUGCUUGAUUUCUUCUCCCCUUUCUCUCUAAUCUGCACAUAUAUUUCUUUUCCUUUUUAUUUUUUUUUUGUAUUUAUUUUUAUCUGAAAACAGUACAGUAGUUUCUUUAAGAGAACAAAAAAAAGUCAGAAUUCUUGUAAUAGAUAUAUACCCUUUUCCACCCUUUUGCUUUCUUGAUUUGGAGAGUGGUGGAUCGGUGGUAGAAUUUUUUUUUCACUGAUUAGAAAGUAGAUGUUGAUUUGCAGAGGAUUUUGAGAUAUAUGGAUAGUCUAUGCUGUUUCAAUUACUCACAGGGAAGUCGUUCCUCGUGUAGCGCAGGCAAGGGAAAAAGCCAUGAAGGAACAGCGAAAUACGGAUUUAGUUUAAUAAAAGGGAAGGCAAAUCAUCCGAUGGAAGAUUAUCACGUUGCCAAAUUUGUACAGUUUCAAGGCCGUGAGCUAGGGCUAUUUGCUAUAUACGAUGGCCAUCUCGGCGACAGCGUGCCAGCUUAUUUACAAAAGCAUUUGUUUUCCAAUAUCUUAAAGGAGGACGAAUUUUGGACAGACCCUAGCACAUCAAUUACUAAAGCCUACGAGAGAACUGACCGAGCUAUUCUAACACACAAUCCCGACCUUGGUAGAGGUGGGUCCACAGCUGUAACCGCUAUACUUAUAAACGGUCGACAUUUGUGGGUAGCCAAUGUGGGAGAUUCACGAGGGGUCCUUUCUAGAAGGGGGCAUGCUAUACCGUUGACCGUUGACCACGAGCCCAACGCCGAGCGCGACAGCAUUGAAAAUAAGGGUGGAUUUGUCUCUAACAUGCCCGGAGAUGUAGCGAGAGUGAACGGUCAAUUAGCCGUUUCUCGUGCUUUUGGAGAUAAGAACUUGAAGUCGCACUUGCGGUCGGAUCCCGAUGUUAGAAGUGCCGAGAUUCGUGAAGAUACUGAACUCUUGAUUCUUGCUAGUGACGGUAUAUGGAAGGUAAUGUCGAAUCAAGAAGCUGUAGAUUUUGUGAAUAAGAUAAAAGAUCCUCAGAAAGCAGCCAAGCAACUAGCUAUGGAAGCAGUGAACAGAGAGAGUAAGGAUGAUAUCUCGUGCAUCGUUGUCCGAUUCUAGAAGCUUCUAGAAGACGCAACGCCAUUGGCUAGAGAUGUUUUUCGGAAAAAAAAAAACAUUCGGCAGAAAUUGCGUGGCCCUUUGUAAUAUUAUUCGAAAGUGGUGGUGUUUAUGUGGUUUACUAUUGCUUGAUUUCUUCUUCUAUUUCAUUAUUGAUUUUUUUUUUUUUUUUUAAAUAUUGUGAUUUGGAUGAAAACAUCGAAGUUUGGUUGUGUUUAUACAGCAGUAUUUUCUGUAAUAAUCUCAAAUAGUAGAGAAAGGUUUCAUUGGUAUAUUUAUACAAGUUGUGGCUGUGCACAAUUAG